AUGUUCACGACGGAGAGCCUAAAAACAUCCCACGUGCGGGUUGCCAUGACAGAAAACAGGCCAAAACUCGGGCCAGUCAACGCGCCGAGCCAUUCCUGCGGCCCGCGGGCGCGUGCGGGCCGGCCGCCGGAGAGCCGCCACCGGGCCGACGUCCGCCGGGCACCGGGCGGGGAGAACGAACUACUGGCGGCGAAGGGGGGGGCGGCCCUGGCGCGCCGAGAGGGACGAGGAGGAGGACAGAGGAGGAGCAGGAAGGAGGAGGAGGAGGAGGAGGAGGAGGAUAGAAGAGGAUGGGGUGAUGUCUGUGCCGCCCGGCCGUCUUCAGAGGAGCAUGUGCUCCGAGCUCGGCCCCGCCGCCGCCCCGCCUGGAGCUUCAGCGGGAAGGGGGGCAGGAGCUGA
This is a messenger RNA of Prorocentrum cordatum, 399 nucleotides long. The record is from the annotation of a GenBank genome assembly. NCBI's taxonomy places the organism in Eukaryota, Dinophyceae, Prorocentrales, Prorocentraceae.